This is a messenger RNA of Rattus rattus (black rat), 1398 nucleotides long. It is a transcript of the gene Dipk2b, whose product is annotated as divergent protein kinase domain 2B. The record is from RefSeq and is a predicted model, not a curated record. The transcript is spliced from 6 exons. The coding region runs from base 1 to 1398 and encodes 465 amino acids. Lineage: Eukaryota; Metazoa; Chordata; Mammalia; Rodentia; Muridae.
AUGCCCAGUGGAGUGCAGUAUCAGGUUGAGGAGGCUGGAAAAGCUCUUAGUUGCACCGCUGGACUACCAAGGCUGCAGAGCAAAGCACAGAAUGGAGUUCGGGGCGACCAGGCUGCAGCUACCGCCUUCCAUCAACGCUGGCCAGCAUGGAUACUGCUGUGGGUCUCAACCCUGAGCUGUUCUUUCUCCUUGCCAGCUUCUCUCCCUCCUUCUCUGGUACCCCGAGUCAGAAGCAGCUACACUCUGGGAAAGACAUUCCUCGGUCUUGAUAAAUGCAAUGCCUGCAUCGGGACAUCCAUUUGUAAGAAGUUCUUUAAAGAAGAAAUAAGGUUGGACAACUCACUGGUUUCCCACUUGGGACUGCCUUCUCAGGACUUGCUUUCUUAUGCUGCAAAUUACUCAGAUGACUCUAAAACCUGGCGCCCUGUGGAGAUUUCUCGACUGGUCAGCAAGUACCAAAGUGAGAUCUCUGACAGGAGGAUCUGUGCCUCUGCAUCAGGACCAAAGACCUGCAGCAUUGAGCGCAUCCUUCGGAAAACAGGAAGGUUCCAGAAAUGGCUGCAGGCCAAGCGCCUCACACCUGACCUGGUGCAGGGCCUGCCCAGUCCCUUCCUGCACUGCCCUUCACAAAGACUCUUGGACCGUGUGGUUCGACGAUAUGCUGAAGUAGUUGAUGCUGGCAGCAUCUUCAUGGACCACUUCACUGACCGUGACAAGCUGCGUCUCCUCUACACACUGGCUGUCAAUGCACACCCCAUCAUCCUGCAGAUCUUCCCUGGAGCAGAGGGCUGGCCGAUGCCCAAAUACCUGGGCUCCUGUGGUAGAUUCCUGGUCAGUACUAGUACCAGACCGCUGCAAGAAUUUUAUGAUGCCCCUCCAGAGCAAGCUGCUGACAUUGCCUACCAACUCCUUGGGGUCCUGGAAUCCCUGAGGAGCAAUGAUUUGAACUAUUUCUUCUACUUCACCCAUGUUGAUGCAGGCAUGUUUGGCAUCUUUGACAAUGGGCAUCUGUUCAUCCGAGAUGCCAGUGCCCUAGGCAUCAUCGACAAGCAGGAAGCCAGCCAAGCAGCUGACAGGACUGGAGAGAAUGAAGACAUUUUUACCUGCCUGGUUUCUGGAUGCCAGGUCCAGAUGUCUUCCUGUGACACUGUCCCUGAGAAGCAAAACCUUGUGCUGGUGUGUCAGCAGCUGCUGCCUCAACUUCUCCAGGGAAAGUUUCCCUUCCCUGUGCAACAGGAGAUAGACUCUGCUCUCAGCUUAUGUAGCAAGGAUGCCAGCACAAACCUAGAAGUUUUUGGGGCCACCAGUCUGCUCAAGAAUAUCUUGAGAUCUCUGAGAACCUGUGAUCCUAGAUUUGCCUACCGCUACCCAGACUGCAAGUAUAAUGACAGAUUCUGA